UAAAAAGCAAAUAAAAACCAGUUUCUGAGUAACACUUGAAAGAUUUUCUUUCUCACUCAUGUGACCCAUGGCAACAAAUCAAAACCUCAAAGAUCUCCAAUGGCUUCUCAUUGCCAUCAAAUCCGAGAGCCUCAAUUUACAUAACAUCUCCUUCUACUUCUCACAGCCCACUUCUGGUUGUUACCAAGAAACAGAAAACUCCAUGAACAUCAACAUUUCAAGAGACAACAAUAACAGUAAUGUCUCAAACUUCUCUGAGAUCUUAACACUUUUGGCAAGUUCUAAAACCUGCCAAUCAUGUCUGAGAAACUUGGAGUUCCACAAGGCUGAAUGGGAAACACAACAAGUGAAAAGCCUUGGGGUUUUGCUUGAGAGAAACUCAAGCAUAAAGCAAGUUGUGUUUAGGAGAAACAAGUUGAGCAAAGAAUGUAUGUCUGAAUUAUGUGAAGCUGUGAAGAGAAAUAGAGUGAUUAAAGAGAUUGUUUUUUGUGAGUCCGGAAUUGGGCAUGCGGGAGCUGAGCUUCUUGCUUGUUCUCUGAAAGUAAAUGAAAGUUUGGAAGAAUUACAAAUAUGGGAGGACUCAAUUGGGUCAAGAGGAUCAGAGGAGCUCUCAAAGAUGAUUGAAGUGAAUUCAACACUCAAGUUGUUGACAAUCUUCGACUCGAAUUCCAUCACAGCGACUCCGCUUAUUUCCGCGGUUUUAGCGAGGAAUAGGACAAUGGAAGUCCAUGUUUGGAGUGGAGAAAAUGGGGAGAAAAGUUCAAAGGUGGUCGAGUUUGUGCCAGAAAACAGCACACUUAGAAUAUACAGAAUUGACAUUUCAGGUGCCUGCAGGGUUGCUUGCUCUCUGGGGCUGAACUCGACCGUGAAGUCGCUUGACAUGACCGGAGUGCGGCUUAAAUCACGGUGGGCUAAGGAAUUCAGAUGGGUUUUGGAGCAGAAUCAAAGCCUUAAAGAGGUUAACUUGUCAAAAACUUGCUUGAAAGACAAAGGAGUUGUUUAUGUGGCUGCUGGGCUAUUUAAGAACCGGAGUUUGGAGAGCUUGUAUCUUGAUGGAAACUGGUUCGGAGGCGUUGGAGUGGAACAUUUGCUUUGUCCUUUGAGCAGAUUUUCCACAUUACAAAUGCAAGCCAACAUUACUCUAAAAUGUUUGACAUUUGGUGGUGGAAGGACCAAGAUUAGAAGAGAUGGUCUUGCAGCCAUACUACAGUUGCUGACAACCAAUGAGACUUUGACUCGGUUAGGUAUAUACGACGAUGAGAGUUUGCGAUCGGAUGAUUUUGUGAAGAUCUUCAAUAGUUUGCAGAAGAAUGCCUCCUUGAGAUACUUGUCUUUACAAGGCUGCAAAGGGGUUCAAGGAGAGUUGGUAUUGGAAACUAUCAUGGAGACACUGCAGGUGAAUCCUUGGAUUGAAGAGAUCGAUCUUGCGAGAACACCGCUGCAGAAUUCAGGAAAGGCUGAUGGAAUUCACCAAAGGUUGGGCCAGAAUGGGAAGAGUGAACCGGAAAUGGAUACUCUUAAGGACAUGCCUCUAACAGUGCCAAAGAGUUGUAGAGUUUUCUUCUGUGGUCAAGAAUAUGCAGGUAAGACUACACUAUGCAAUUCCAUAUCACAGAACUUCUCCACUUCAAAGCUUCCCUACAUAGACCAAGUAAGAACCAUAGUGAAUCCGGUCGAACAAGCUGUUAGAACAGUUGGAAUGAAGAUCAAAACUUUCAAGGAUGAGGACACAAAGAUCUCAAUAUGGAAUCUUGCUGGUCAGCACGAAUUCUAUUCCCUCCAUGAUCUCAUGUUUCCGGGACAUGGAAGCGCGUCAUUCUUCCUCAUCAUAUCCAGUCUGUUCAGAAAACCAAGCAAUAGAGAAACAAAGACUCCAAUGGAGAUAGAAGAAGACCUUCAAUAUUGGCUAAGGUUCAUAGUCUCCAACUCAAGAAGAGCAGUCCAACAAUGCCUCCUACCAAAUGUGACCAUUGUCCUCACACACCAUGACAAGAUCAACCAACCAUCACAAAACUUGCAGGCUGCGGUACACUCGAUCCAAAGAAUGCGAGAAAAGUUCCAAGGCUUCGUCGAAUUCUACCCUACUGUCUUCACAGUCGAUGCAAGAUCAUCAGCAUCGGUCAGCAAACUCGCUCAUCAUAUCCGAAAAACGAGCAAGACGAUUCUCCAAAGAGUCCCAAGGAUUUACCAGCUUUGCAAUGAUCUAAUCCAAAUGUUAUCAGAUUGGAGAUCAGAGAACUACAACAAGCCUGCAAUGAAGUGGAAGGAGUUCGGUGAGCUUUGCCAAGUGAAGGUUCCACCGCUAAGAAUUCGAUCGAGACAUGACAACAAAGAGAGAGUUGAAAUGAGAAGAAGGGCAGUUGCUACUUGUCUUCACCACAUAGGAGAAGUCAUAUACUUUGAUGAACUGGGGUUCUUGAUAUUGGACUGUGAGUGGUUCUGUGGUGAAGUUCUUGGCCAACUAGCAAGACUUGAUGUGAGAAGGCAAAGCUCAGCGGAGCGAAACGGAUUUAUAAGUAGGAAAGAUUUGGAGAAGAUUUUGAAAGGAAGUUUGCAAAGCCAGAUUCCUGGAAUGAGUUCUAAGGUGUUUGAGAACUUGGAUGCAAGUGAUCUUGUGAGAAUGAUGCUUAAACUUGAACUAUGUUAUGAACAAGAUCCAUCAGAUCCUAAUUCUCUGUUGUUGAUUCCAUCAAUUCUUGAAGAAGGAAGAGGAAGGCCACAAAAAUGGCAAAUUAGCAGUCCUGAGUGUGUUUAUGCUGGGAGGCAUCUUGAGUGUGAUGAUUCAAGCCACAUGUUUCUCACACCAGGAUUCUUUCCUAGAUUACAGGUGCAUCUUUAUAACAAGAUCAUGGGGUUAAGGAACCAACAUGGUGCCACUUACAGCCUUGAGAAGUACUUAAUCUCCAUAAACAUAAAUGGAAUCUAUAUCAGAGUGGAGCUAGGAGGACAACUUGGUUACUACAUUGAUAUUCUGGCAUGUUCAACCAAGAACAUCACAGAAACACUUAGGCUGAUCCAUCAGCUCAUAAUACCAGCAAUCCACAGCCUCUGCCAUGGCAUCACCUUGACCGAAACCGUAAUGAGGCCGGAGUGCGUGCAAAAUCUGACUCCCCCAAGAUACAGGAGAAGUCAGUUUGUCUCAUUGCAGGUGUUGAAACGCGCAUUGCUUUCGGUUCCCGCGGAUGGCAUGUAUGAUUAUCAGCACACCUGGGAUGCAGUUUCCGACUCUGGAAGGACGGUUCUAUCCCCUGGCUUCGAUUUUGCCCGAGACCUUCUAUCGGAAGAUGACUUCCGCGAGGUGCUGCACCGGAGGUAUCAUGAUUUGUACAACCUUGCUGUGGAGCUACAAGUCUCGCCUGAAACUAAUCCAGAUGGAUCAGAGCAGGCGCUGUCCACGGGCGAUGAUCAUGAAAAAGUUGAUCCUAGUUUAGGGGGAAUUGCCAAAGGCUUGGAAGUAGUUUUGCAAAGGCUGAAGAUCAUUGAACAAGAGAUCAGAGACUUGAAGCAGGAGAUUCAAGGGCUGCGAUACUACGAGCACAGGCUCUUAACCGAGCUUCAUCAAAAAGUCAACUAUCUAGUCAACUACAAUGUCCAAAUUGAAGAGAGAAAAGUUCCCAACAUGUUCUUCUUUGUUAAGACAGAAAACUACUCUAGGAGGUUGAUCACCACCAUGAUCUCGGGCAUGACUGCUCUUCGGCUGCACAUGUUAUGCGAAUUCCGCCGAGAAAUGCACGUUGUUGAGGAUCAGAUGGGGUGUGAGAUAAUGCAGGUUGACAACAUGGCUGUCAAGUGUUUAGCUCCAUACAUGUCAAAGUUCAUGAAGCUGUUAACAUUUGCUCUCAAGAUAGGAGCUCACCUAGCAGCUGGAAUGGGGGAAAUGAUACCGGAUUUGAGCAAGGAAGUCGCCCACCUAGCGCACUCGCCCCUUCUCACUGGAGCAGCAGGGGCGGCUGCAGCCGGGGCUGUGGGAGCCGCGGCUAUGGGAGCCGCGGCUAUGGGAAGGAACAGAAGCAGGGGUGGGGACACAAGGGAUAUUCAGCAAGAUCUAAGAACAGCACAGCAGUGGGUGGUGGACUUUCUCAGGGACAGAAGAUGCUCAACUGGGAAGGAAAUUGCAGAGAAGUUUGGCUUGUGGAGAGUGAGGUAUAGAGAUAGCGGUCAGAUUGCUUGGAUAUGUAGGAGGCAUAUUCACCUCAGAGCUCAUGAAGUUAUUGAAGUCCCCAUUUGAAUUUAUGCAAAAGUAGAAAAAAUGAAACUUAUUUUCUUUGCAAAUAAA
Molecule: messenger RNA, 4276 nt
Organism: Morus notabilis
Lineage: Eukaryota; Viridiplantae; Streptophyta; Magnoliopsida; Rosales; Moraceae
Product: protein TORNADO 1
Exons: 3
Coding region: 68-4228 (1386 amino acids)
Molecular function (GO): protein binding
Source: RefSeq, a predicted model, not a curated record